Molecule: messenger RNA, 156 nt
Organism: Loxodonta africana (African savanna elephant)
Lineage: Eukaryota; Metazoa; Chordata; Mammalia; Proboscidea; Elephantidae
Product: large ribosomal subunit protein eL39-like
Exons: 1
Coding region: 1-156 (51 amino acids)
Biological process (GO): translation
Cellular component (GO): cytosolic large ribosomal subunit; ribosome
Molecular function (GO): structural constituent of ribosome
Source: RefSeq, a predicted model, not a curated record
AUGUCUUCUCACAAGAUUUUCAGGAUCAAGAGGCUCCUGGCCAAGAAACAAGAGCAGAAUUGCCCAAUUCCCCAAUGGAUUCAAAUGAAAACUGGUAGUAAAAUUAGGUACAACUCCAGGAGGAGACACUGGAGAAGAACUAAGCUGGGUCUAUAA